Caenorhabditis auriculariae is the source of this 6989-nucleotide messenger RNA. The record is from the annotation of a GenBank genome assembly. NCBI's taxonomy places the organism in Eukaryota, Metazoa, Nematoda, Chromadorea, Rhabditida, Rhabditidae.
AUGUACGCCGAAGUUGGUAGGAGAGCCACUGAGAAUGGCGCAAAAUUGGAGAAUAUUGGCGCUGGAAAGGUGAAUUUUUGAUUUUUUGUGGUAGGUUUUCGGCUCAAUAAAUUCGAAAACUCGAUAAAUUUUUCGGAGAAAUACUUGGAAAGCAAAAAAAUUCCAAAAAUGGUGUGAAAAAAACAUCAAAAAAAUGAGAGGAAAAAGUGAAAAUUUUUUUCAGAUUUUUUUUUCUGAAAAAAAGUAGUGAAAUCUAGUUUCGUUUGGCUAUUCCACUGAUAAUUGUUCAUUUCAAACUAUACUAGCCUCAGGAAGACUUUUCCGACCAAUUUUAUUCUGCGGGUAAAAGUUCAAAAUAUCGUCGGCGUGUGUGCAUGACUCCGUAAAUAAAGCCGAGGAGCUGUUUUUUUAAAAAAAUGUUUUUGAGCUCGUUCUUUUUUUAAUCGAUGUUUUUUUAUUGCUAUUUUCGACAAACUGUAUUUUUUUACUAUCUUUGGGAAAAAGAUAUAUUCCAAGCUUUAAUUAUUAUUUUUUUCAAUCAAUUUUUUUCCUAAUAAAAUGGAUGUAUUAAAACUCAUUUUCUGGUUUUUUUGAGUUGUUUCUUUCGAAAAAAACCCUAAAACAAGGUUUUACGACAAUUAAUUAUUUUUUUGAGUUUGAAAAAUUUUUUUGCAAACUUUGCCUUGAAUCAAUUUUUUUAAACUUCAAAACUAAUUCUCAGGAUUUUUUUAGGGGAAUCUGUCCAAUGUGUUACUUCUCAGAGAAUCGCAACUCAACGGUCUCGCUAAUUCUCACGGAGCACUCGUCGUGAAGGUAAUUGCACUAAAAAAAUCUAUAUUUCUACUGUUUUUUUCAUUUCAAAAAAACUCUUCACAUGAAUAAGUUGGGUAUUUUUGAUAUUUAUGUAAAUAAAUUUUUCACCAUUUUUUUCAAACUUGAAAAAAAUUUUUGGAAAAAAAUAUGUUAAAUAUCAGGUUCAUUUAUCGAUCGUGUAAAUCUCAUUUUUCCUGACCAGGAAACCUUUUUUUCAGCCUACGAGAAAUAUCUUUAUUUUUUUCUGGAAGGAGACCCUAAAGUACCCUUCAGAAAGUUUUUUUCAAAAAAAUCCAGAGGGGGGGCGGGAGUGAGAUUUCGCCUGAUCCUUGAAACGAUCCGAGAGAUCAUCGAAUCAAGUAGAAGCUUGUGGAAUCAAGCGUCGAAAUGUGUUUACAUCCCAUCCGUCUUCAUCAACACGUUGUCGAGUUUUGAGGUGUAACUAUGAUGUUUUUUUUCCAGACGACAAUGGCCGAGCCCGUCAAAAUCCUCGCCAAUCAAGUCAGAACGGAAACGUUGGCCAAGGUAAACUGAGAAAAAUAAGAUAUUUGUAAAACAAAUCAAAAUGACUGAAAACAAGAGUACGAAAAUGUUCGGGUUUGAAGGUUUUCAUGAAGUUUGACAUGUUUCAAAGAUUUUCAAGGUCUUGCUUUUAGAAUUUUAACGUUGUUUCUCAACAAAUGAAUAUUCACGAAUACAUGCAGCUUACCUUAAACGUGUGGAAUUGAGAAAUUCAUGUUUACCUUGAAAAUUUCAACUUUAAAUUUUUUUCUAGUAGGAAGGGUCUUGAAACGCUUUAUUAAAGGCGCAGCGAGUAAUUAUUACAAUUUUUUUCUGAUUUUUUUAAAAUACUAGAUCUAGUCUAUUUGCUAGUGAACUAGCUUUUUUUUAGGCCUAUAAAUCAUUUUUUUGAAUUUAAAGGGUCUUGACACGCCUUAUUAAAGGCGCAGCGAGUAGCCUGAACUUAUUUAAUUUUUUCCGACUUUCAGUUAUUUUUUUUUUGCUAAUCAGUAAUGAAAGUCUAUUUGUUAGUGAACUUGCUUAUUUCUAUAACUAUAAAUCAUUUUUCGAGUUUAAAGGGUCUUGACACGCUUUAUUAAAGGCGCAGCAAGUCGACUGAACCUAAACAUAGUUAUUUUUUUCGAUUUUUGAGUCAAUUUAUCAAACAAAAUUGAUUUCUAUUUCUCAUUUACGUCGCUUUUUCAUUUAAAAAAAAUUACUCCUUAUUUAUUCUUCACAUUAUUUCCUAUUUUAAUAUUCUGUCUGUUACCUGAAUUUAGAUCUUUUAAAAAAUUGCUAGUUCUGGAAAAAAUCAAAGGUUUCACGAUUCAUUUCUAAAACUCCACUAUCUCGUGUUUCCGAUUAUUUUCGAAAAAAUCCCCAACUCAACUUGAAAAAAAAAAAAAAUCCAACUAUUAGCCAUUCAACAAGCCUCGUAAACUUAUACGAGACAUCUGGCCAACCCGAAAUAAAACAAAAAAAAAGAGCUUGUCAGGGAAAAAUAGCAACAACAUCUCAAAAACCAACUUGUCCGGGGCUCGUUUUCUGUCUGUUUUCAAACAUUUUUUUUCCACGUCGGAAAAUCGAAUUAGCGAUGAUUUAGUUACGUGGAAAGUCUGUGUUGGAAUGACGAGUUGAGUGAGAGAAACUUCUUUUUUUAGAUAAAGGAGAGUCAUGAGGAAGAUUGAGACAUUGAUUAGGAAAAAUGAGGAAAAAUGAACCUUGAAAAAAAUAAGCAUCAAAAUUUCGUUAAGAUAACAAUUUUGAUUAAUUUUUAAAUACGAUCCAAGAUUAUUGGGCCGAAGCUUCUCAAUAUUUGUCAACUUUUUGAAGCAGGGAAGUGAAGUUCACGGUAAUAUGCAAUAUUUUUGCAAAAAAAGUGUUUCCCUCAAAAAGGAACAAUUUUUGAGGCUGUUCCUGCCAGGAAAGAUCUAGUUGGAACUGAGAAAAAUUUUUAAAAAUUCAAAAAUUUUUUCAGAUGCACAAUACGGAAUUGAGCGUAUACGAAGUUCUCGGCAACCAUUCUAACAGUCAGAUUCCUCAUCCGAAGGUGAGUUUCCUGUUUCUCAUUUUCAGAAACUACUAUAAAUCAAUGUUUCGGUCAUUAUUUCGUGUCCUGUCAAUUAUAAACGCUCAUUCCACAAUUUUUUGAGCUACAGAACCCUUCCCUUCGAUGCGCGCGGCUUGUCUCAAUAUAUGCGCCUUUAAUAUGACGGAUUUCUCUAGGCUAAUCUAUGUAUUUCGAGUGUCUGCGUCUCCCUCAUGAAACAUUGAAAUAGCGAGUCAAAAUGAGAGUGUCGCCGAGAGACGAGGAGGGCGCAGAGAAAUAUAUCAAGUCAUGAUAAACGGACUUUAAAGGCGCAUACACAACGGCAGUAGAUCGAAAAAAAGGGUCCUGUAGCUUGGAGCCGAAAUGGACCAUACAAUUUGAGAUCUACGCGAUGCAAAGAAUGAUCCCACCAUCACAAGGAUUCAUCGUCAUGCAGUACAUUGACCAGUGCGAACACGUCAGCGUCUACAGUAACCUCACGCCAGAUCAACUUAUUGAAGUAAUCAAUUAUCAUUUUAUCAGUUACAUAUCUCAUCCGUUAAUCUUUGUAACCAAGGAAUGUUCUCAGUUCGGGACUUCUGAAUGAGACUAGGCCCACUGAUGUAGUUUUUAUGCUGGUUCUGAAUCUGUGCUCAAAAGUUGCCUUCGAGACCUGUGAAAAAAGUUACAUCUGGGCUCCAGAACCUUUUUGAAAAAUAUUAAAUCAUUUUUCGUGACAAGGAGCCCAAUCGGAACCAACGAAUUUUUCGACUUUGAGAGCCCCUAACUUUUUUCACAGGCCUCGAGGGCAAAUUUCAAACACAUAUUCGGAAUCAGCGUAAAAAAACUACAUCUAGUAAGCCUAGUCUCAUUCAAAAAUCCCACUGUGAGCUGAGAACAUUCCCUGGUAAGUGUGACCUGUCUGCGCUCUCUUUUCUCUUGAACCUAAAAACAUGAAAAUAGCAUGUAAAUACGAGAGAAGAGACGCAGAGAAAUGAGAGUUUUGGCGAAAGAUCAUUCAAGCCAGUCUCUUGAUAAUGAUAAAUUUCGAAUCACGCCUUUUUGAAAAAACCCGAAAAAAUAGCCUCAAAAAUGAAAGUGCGCUCUAACGAACAGCUACCCUAAUCGGUCAGUAACUCGGACCUUGGUAAUGCGAAUCGGACGAGGCAUUUUUAGUGACCACUUUAGUAGCCACAGCACUCUUAAGUGAUCCCUAGAAUCGCCCACAAACGUCCGGAGCAUGUCCGUUUCGCGUUACCAAUGUCCGUGAAGAAACUAAGUUCGUUGGAGCGAAGUUUCAUGUUUGAUAAGAUGAUAACAAUCACCUUGAAGCCCUUAAAAGCCGCGGCGCGACUUCACGCGCUGACCUAUGAGAUGACGUCAUCUGAGCGUGACGUCAUACCAAAGGACCUCAUCACCUCCUGGUUUUCUGAGCUGUUUUGUGAAGAGGUGCGUUUGAAAAAUGGAAACUUCUCUGAAAUACCUUUUUUCAGAACAUGUUGGUAUUUCUAAACGGGUUGGAACGACUCGCCUCGGCCGGUCUUCUGACCCAAUCGGCCAUCGAAGCCAUUCCGGUCCUCAAAAAAGUCCUGACCAAUGAGAAUUUGCACAAGUUGGAGGCUCUUUCUUAUCAAUUAGGUGAGCAAGUUUUUUUUUUGGCUUACUUCGAAAUGAAUAAAAAAACGUAAGAAUUUUGAACUAUGGAGGUUGAGAAAGUACGUUUCAGCACACAAUUUUAAUCAAGUUAAUUAUCUGUAGCCCUAAUACGCAUAAAAUUUCAUCUCUGACAUGAGUUGUAACUGUAGUGUACUCGUAAUCCCUUGAGUUAACCCUGACCUCUGAAGCUCGGGGGGAAAACUUCAAACGCGGCAAACUGUUUUCCAAUUCGUUUUUAUUUAUUCUUUUUUGGACUUUGUUUGCGCUAUUUCUCUUUCAGUUGAACCAGCUUCUGUUGAAAUAUUCAAUAGCCCUAACCUUGUUUGAAUUACCUUUUUUCUUGCUGAUUAAAAAGCCCUUGUUGAACAAAAUAAUUGAAAAAAGAGAAUGUCAAACAAUGUUGAAAAAAGGCGGUAGGACAUUUAUUUUGCCUCAAUCAAAUAAAUUUCGCGAAAAUCGUUUGUUUUUUUUUUCAAAAAGGUCUUGUCUAUAAAGCGCUAAAUAUCUGGAUCUCUUAAAAAAUCGCGUUCUCUCAAAGAAAAAUAUGGUAACAUGCUGAAAUCUGAAGAAUUUUUCUCCGAAUGAAUUUCAUUUAUUUUUUCUUUCUUCUAUCUACAGUUACUUCAGUAAUAGGUCUCCCACUUUCUCAAGAACGCCAGAGGGGUCCUUUGAGGGGAAACAUUAGAAGCACUUGAAGGUUCUCUCUAAAAAUCCCUUUAUCUUCCCUUGUAGACGGCACUGAAGCUUGCAAAAGAGGCCCCUUUAGGGACGUGCUAUUCGUAUUUUUAUCAAUUUAUAAAUCUGAAAGGACAGUUAAAAAGCCCAUAUUGGGACCACUCAAGAUUUAGGGGCUUAGGGGUCAGAUCCUUAACCCCUAAAAUGACCACCUAAAUUUUGCAUCUCUAGGAAGUCCUAUUUUUUCCCUCUAGGGACCGCUUCGGCGUUCCUAGGUGUCCUAUAACUGUUUAAAUCUCUAAAAUUCAUUUUAUUUUCAAGGAAUGCGAGACGUACUUUGCCAUGGCGAUCUCUGGCCCCCAAACUUGAUGUUUCAGCAGGACGAGAAGGCUAAAUUAACAUUCAGAUGUUUUAUCGACUUUCAGGUAUAAAUAGCCUAAAACAAGCUAAAUCAGUAAAAAAUCUGGGAAAAUUGGCCACUAUAGAGGCUCGCCAAGGACUGCUUGGAGGGGACACCAAAAUGGCCACUAAACCCACCUCUAUAGUCUCUACAUAGUGGCCAAUUCAGUAGUUUUUUAUCCAGUAUUCCUUUCAUUAACUCUGAUAAUUUCAAAAAAAAAAAACAGAUUGGAUCCAUCGUCCCCUAAAGUGGCCACAAAAAUGUUCAGUGGUCUAGUAGUAGCACUUAGACCUCUAUAGUGGCCACUAAUUUUUAACCACUUAAGUGGACACUAAUUUGGCUACUAUAGUGGCUACUUAAACGUCAAAACCCUGUAGUGGCCACUUAAAAAUUUCCCAGUAUUCUUGGAAAUUGCAGACGGCGAAUAUGGGAUGCGCGGCACAGGACAUUUGCCGACUAUUAGCCACUUCUUUAAGUGGAAAGGUGAAUUUUUCACGAGGAAAGUGUGCUCUAUGGUUAGGAGGUUGUAUUAUUCAUGAGUCUAAUGUCUCAGAAGAAAAAAAUUUUUUUAAUUUGAAAAAAAUAUUCACAAAAUCACGAUUGAAUUAAUCUUCAUAGGGCUCUAAAUAGUCAAGAAAAUGUAGCUUUUGAAGUGGAUCCUUCAUUUUUCUUGUAUCGACAAGAAUAUUCAGGACAGAAGAGACAGUUGUGAAAAUCUGCUGGCCAUUUAUUACGAUGAGCUAGCCAAAGCUUCACAUCCUCAUCAACCCCCAUUCACCGUUAAACAGGUGAUUUUUCCUGAGUAUAGUAGAUUGAAGAUAUUUUUUUGAAGACUUUUUAUGGAACAUUUUUGUUUUUUUCUUGUGAUAGAAUUUCAGGUUUUUUGGACUAUUUCACCGUUCAAAUUUUUAUUUAUUAUCUUUAUCGUUUCAAAAAGUUCAAAAAAAUCGAAAAAGAUGACUUCAUGGUUUUUUUAAAAAAAUCUUUUUUUAGGGUAAUGACAUUUGAAAAAAAUCUUUGAAUAAAAAAACAAUAUUUCAAUAGAUUUUUGAUUUUGACUUGAGUAAAUAAAUUGAAAAUUUCAGGUUCUGAUCGAAAUUUUUUUGAAAAGUCUCGUGAAAUUGAAGAAAGGUCCAAAAAAAGGGCGAAAAGGUUCAAAAAAACUAAAUACUUUUUCAGCUCCUCGUCGCCUACCAAACGUACCUGCCAUUUGCCUCGGCUGUUUUUUGUCUACCUAUUUCUUUGGGUUUUCUUGGCAGGACCCAAAAAAUGGAGGACAACGAGUUGAGAGCGCAGGUUCUUUUCAUUUUCCAGAAAAUAAUAACUUUAAAUGAUUUCCAGAUGGCCGAAGUGAUGAGCGAAAAGUUCUCAGCGCUUUUGGAAGACGCCGCGACGUUUUGGAACAAAUUUGAAUGA